ACCGCUCCAUUCCAUUUCUACCCAACCAAACAGACCCUAAGCAAAGGGAAAACCAAUUUCUCCAUGUCUCAGGCAACCCCGUCGUGUCGGUCCCGCGUCCAAAGCCUCCUUGCCGGUGCUCCGGUAGUCGCGCACGAUGCUCCGCCGCGUGCCCCACUCCCUCCGCCGCGCCCUCGUCUCCUCCGCUUCCACACACCACGGCAGGGCACAAAUCCCGAACCCCAGCCACUCGCCUCCGCAGGCCCUCCUUCCUCAAUGGCGCCGUUACGCCUCCAUUGCUUCAUCCUCCUCGGCCCCGCCGCAGCCUCCAUCUCCGCCUCGGGGUCCGUCGCGGCCGGGCGGAGGCGCUCCCAGCGUAUCGUCUCUGAACCCCGCAGAGGUCGCCAAGUUCGCCGCCAUCGCCGAGACCUGGUGGGAUUCAAAUGGUCCAUUCAAACCUUUGCAUUUGAUGAAUCCUACCCGACUGUCUUUUAUCCGCUCCACUCUUUGUAGGUAUUUCAGGAGGGAUCCAUAUUCAUCUAAGCCACUCAAAGGUCUCAAAGUUAUUGAUGUUGGAUGUGGAGGUGGCAUUCUGUCAGAGCCUCUUGCUCGGAUGGGAGCUACAGUUACUGCUAUUGAUGCUGUUGACAAGAAUAUAAAGAUCGCAAGAAUUCAUGCGGCAUCUGAUCCGACAACUGCUUCCAUUGAGUAUUGCUGCACGACAGCUGAGGAAUUGGUAAAAGAGAAAAGAAUGUUUGAUGCUGUAAUUUCUCUUGAGGUGAUUGAGCAUGUCGCUAAUCCUUUAGAGUUUUGCGAGUCUCUCUCGGCUUUGGCAGUUCCUAAUGGUGCCACUGUGGUUUCCACAAUCAACCGGUCAAUGAGAGCAUAUGCCACUGCAAUAGUUGCGGCUGAGUAUAUCCUCGGAUGGCUUCCUAAGGGCACACAUGAGUGGUCCAAACUGGUCACCCCCGAGGAGCUUGCCCUAAUGCUGCAAAAGGCUUCUGUCUCUGUCGAAGAGAUGGCAGGGUUUGUUUAUAAUCCGUUGAGUGGAGAGUGGUCCCUGUCAGAUGAUAUCAGUGUGAACUACAUUGCUUUUGGCGUCAAGAAAAGCGGAACACCGUCAACUGAUGGUGCAGAAGCAAGGUUACCAUAGUUGGAGUAAAAGAACUGACCUUGAACUAUUGUACAUCGUUUUCAGAAGACAAUGAUGUCACUUGAAUACUACUGCUGCGGAGGCAACCAAAAUAGCAGAAGAGAAUUUUCCCUAUCGUUUUCUGUUUUGCCUCGAUAGAGGGGGACAUGGAGAGGAACCCUGUUGAGAAGUUGACAAAAGACAAGUCGCUAACAUGUAGCUUUGUUCUCACUGACUGUAAUACGAGCGCGCUUCAGACAGUUUUCUCAAUUUUGUGACGAUUACUCUUCUUCUAAAUAAAUACUACUACUCACUACUUGUACCAUAAAA
Molecule: messenger RNA, 1441 nt
Organism: Panicum hallii
Lineage: Eukaryota; Viridiplantae; Streptophyta; Magnoliopsida; Poales; Poaceae
Product: ubiquinone biosynthesis O-methyltransferase, mitochondrial-like
Exons: 9
Coding region: 137-1132 (331 amino acids)
Biological process (GO): ubiquinone biosynthetic process
Molecular function (GO): 2-methoxy-6-polyprenyl-1,4-benzoquinol methyltransferase activity
Source: RefSeq, a predicted model, not a curated record